Sinocyclocheilus grahami is the source of this 913-nucleotide messenger RNA. RefSeq lists its product as uncharacterized. Lineage: Eukaryota; Metazoa; Chordata; Actinopteri; Cypriniformes; Cyprinidae. Gene Ontology annotation, biological process: response to bacterium. The transcript is spliced from 4 exons. The record is from RefSeq and is a predicted model, not a curated record. The coding region runs from base 10 to 657 and encodes 215 amino acids.
ACAGACACAAUGGAGAAAGCCAUCUUUGUUUGUGUUUUUUCUUCCUGGAUUAUGCAAAUAAUUUCCAGCGAUGUUUCAGAACAUGAAGUGACUCUGUUAAGAGUUCAGAAGGGAGAAAGCAUCAGCCUGAACUGCAAUUUGACAAACAGAUAUGAGUUGGCCUGGUAUCACCAGUAUUCUCAACAACUAACUCAACUAAUAUCUGCUAAGACCAGCAGUGUAGCGGGAAGAAAACUGCUAGUUAGGUACAAUCAAAACUGGAGUCGUCUGACAGUGAAAGCAGAUGUGGAGAUCAACACAGUCUCGCUAGUUAUUUCUGAUCUAACAGAGCCAGAUUCAGGUCUUUAUUUCUGUGGAACAAAAUCAGUGACUUCAGAAAUGCACUUCAACAAACCCGUAAGACUACAGAUGGAGGACAAGCUGACAGACAGAGAGGACAAAGUUAAUUCCGUCACAGAUCCGCCAGAGGAUGCUGAGCUCACAGACGGGGUGACACUGACGGAGCGUGUGCUGAUGUUCGGUGGUGUUGGUUUGGCUGUGUUGGUGUUUUUUCUGGCUACAGUCAUCGCAGGAGGAAUUAUUCACUAUCGCGGCUGGCAGAAAGGAUGGACCGCAGCCAAACGCUCAUCUCUGAUUCACCACAAAUCAGCUAAAUAACACAUUUAUGUGUUAUAUGUUUCACUGUAUUCUAGUAAUCAAUAUUGCUGUAGGUUACAACCUAUGGUGGCUCAACAAAGUGGUUCAGAUGUGGUUCUGUUGGCCAGAUCUCACUUAGACUUUUGUUGAGGCAAAGCUCUAGAGAAGCAUUAAUAUGUACAAAUAAGCUUUAGUUUAAUAGAAAAUAUACGGUACAUACCAUCUGUUUUAUGGCACAUAAAGCUUGAUUAGAUAAAAUGUCUUCAAUGUUAAAUGU